AUGAACAACAACAAUAUGGCCGGCACAGAGUCGCACAACCCGUCUCAGUCUGCAGCUCGUGACGAGCAAGACGAUGCGAUCACACCAGUCACUGCUCCCACCAGCCCCAUGGAAGGCGGCGUCAAGGGCAAGGUAAUAGACGAAAAGAAAGACGACAUCACCCCGGCACCCACGGAACCUGCAGAGGCAUCUGUGCGGACAGCAACAGCGACAUCUGUAGACUACAACGCGUCAGAUCCUCUUAAUUUUGGCCGCCACCGCCGCGACAAUGUCACCCAGCGACAGAUGAAGAUCGACCAUCCCGAUGGAAACAAGAGGAAGCUUAAGAAGUUCUACACGAGACAAAACGACCUCAUUGACCAGUUUCUUGGAGCCGAUGAUGAGGAGAGGUUGGCGGUUGAAGAGGAUGUCCGCAUGGGCCCCAAGAUCAAAUUUGCCGUGAACGCUUCCUUUGUCGCCAACUUUUGUCUCUUCGUCAUUCAGCUCUAUGCUGCCAUCUCAACAGGCUCGCUUUCACUAUUUGCGACUGCGGCAGACGCAUUUAUGGACUUGGUAUCCUCAUUCGUCAUGCUCAUCACGUCAAAGCUGGCUGCUCGCCCGAGUGUCUACAAGUACCCUGUGGGCCGGAAAAGAAUUGAAACCAUCGGAAUCAUUCUGUUCUGCGCCUUGAUGACCACUGUUGCCAUCCAGUUGCUUGUUGAAUCCGCUCGUACCCUUGGUGGAGGCGCCCAUGAUGCGAAGGACCUGCAUAUCGUCCCCUUGAUUUUUGUAGGCAUCGCUAUUGCUUCCAAGGGCAGUUUGAUGGUCUACUGCUUCGCGUACAGAAAGUACCCUUCUGUGCACGUGUUCUUCGUCGACCAUCGCAACGACAUUGUGGUCAACAUCUUCGGCUUGGUCAUGUCCAUCGUGGGAGAUCGUUUCGUGUGGUACCUGGAUCCCAUCGGAGCCAUCUGCAUUGCUCUCCUCAUCCUGUUCUCGUGGGUGAGCAAUGCGUUUGAGCAAGUUUGGCUGCUCGUCGGAAAAUCCGCACCCAACGAGUUCAUCUCGAAACUCAUCUAUAUGACCAUGACACAUGAUGGCCAGAUCAUGAAGGUCGACACGCAGUGCCGGGCAUACCACGCUGGUCAGAAGUAUUAUGUCGAGGUCGAUAUCGUGAUGGACGAAAACCUCCCUCUCAAGAUAUCCCAUGACGUGGGACAGUCACUGCAGAGAAAGCUUGAAGGACUUGCUGAUGUCGAGAGAGCAUUUGUUCAUGUCGAUUACGAACAUGAGCAUGACAUCUCCACGGAACAUAAACCCUUGUACGAGGCAAAAACGAAGGAAAAGAGGAGCAUCAGGGACGUCAUGUUGGCUGGGAAAAAGAGGAUACAGGAUCUCCUGCCUGGGAAUGAUCGCGCUGAGACAGCAUAG
Thyridium curvatum is the source of this 1410-nucleotide messenger RNA. RefSeq lists its product as uncharacterized. The coding region runs from base 1 to 1410 and encodes 469 amino acids. The transcript has 9 exons. Lineage: Eukaryota; Fungi; Ascomycota; Sordariomycetes; Thyridiales; Thyridiaceae. The record is from RefSeq and is a predicted model, not a curated record. Gene Ontology annotation, biological process: monoatomic cation transport; transmembrane transport. Gene Ontology annotation, cellular component: membrane. Gene Ontology annotation, molecular function: monoatomic cation transmembrane transporter activity.